This is a messenger RNA of Fibroporia radiculosa, 1668 nucleotides long. RefSeq lists its product as uncharacterized. Gene Ontology annotation, cellular component: mitochondrial inner membrane. NCBI's taxonomy places the organism in Eukaryota, Fungi, Basidiomycota, Agaricomycetes, Polyporales, Fibroporiaceae. The record is from RefSeq and is a predicted model, not a curated record. The coding region runs from base 1 to 1668 and encodes 555 amino acids. Gene Ontology annotation, biological process: mitochondrial respiratory chain complex III assembly; protein insertion into mitochondrial inner membrane from matrix. The transcript has 7 exons. Gene Ontology annotation, molecular function: ATP binding; ATP hydrolysis activity.
AUGCAACAUCUCAUCCCCUCAUUACUGUCAAACCAAGUUAACGCGACAUCCACACCUCACGUAUCGGCAUCAGCAGACGUGUCCUCUCUGCUCUUUGGCAUUCUUUCGGCUACAGGCGUGAGCGAUUGGCUCAAGCUCGCCGUUAUAGGCGGAAGUGUCGAGUUAUGUCGUCGGAGCUUCUUCGACAUCUGGGAGUGGCUUCUAAAGUCGUUCUGGAUCACCGCAUCGGUAGAUAGCAACGACUCCUGGAUCUUAUUUUGGAUUUCCAAGCAGCCCUCGUGGAACAACGCGACGCGUGUUGAAGUGACCACAAGCAACCUAGGUCCUGACUCACGACAAGCCUAUUUCUCCAAUGAGGAAGAUGAGGAUACAGAUCGGCCUAUAUCGUAUAUUCCGAGUAUCAUGGUCGACUACUCGCUGUGGUACAAGGGGCGAUAUCUAACAAUAUCGCGGACCGAGUCUGCCGAAGGAUAUUAUCAGAGAAAAUAUACCCUCAAGAUUAGCAUCUUCAGUCGAGAUAAAGCAAUCCUAGAUCAGCUUCUAACGGAUGCCAGGACUGCUUAUAAGGCUGCCGGCGAGCAGUUCAUCUCCAUUUAUAUGUCUGACAUGCACAGUGAUUGGACGCAUGUUACUUCACGCCCCAAACGUCCCUUGAACUCUAUUAUCCUCGAUCCUGGCAUCAAAGAAAUGCUGAUAGAUGAUGCUCGUGACUUUCUAGAUAGUCAAGAAUGGUACUUUGAGAGAGGAAUUCCUUUCCGCCGAGGGUAUCUUCUGUAUGGUGUACCCGGCGCCGGCAAGACCUCGAUGAUUCAUAGUAUAGCAGGCGAGCUUGGUCUGGAUGUCUACGUCCUAACAUUCUCGCGUUCAGGGAUGAACGACGGCUCGCUCAGCGAGCUUAUCUCCAACCUUCCUCGCCGUUGUAUAGUUCUUAUGGAGGACGUCGAUGCUGCCUUCCAGAGAGGCAUUCGGCGCCGUGCCAUCCCCGACGGCCAACAGGAGCCUAUACCAGAAUCAAAUAGACCUGACGAAAAAUCGGAUGGGACUUCCGACACUGGUAUCACUCUGAGUGGUCUGCUCAACGCCCUCGAUGGUCUUUGCGCCCAAGAGGGACGCAUUCUGUUCGCCACGACUAACGAUUAUAAUGCCCUCGAUCCCGCACUUUGUCGACCGGGUCGAAUGGACCUGCACAUAGAGUUCAAGCUGUCAAGUAAAUACCAGGUAGAGCAACUCUUCAGAUGCUUUUAUUCACCCGGGAAGCACGACGCUGUCGAUGAAGACAAUUCGGAACACACCGAUGACGAGAAGAUUGACUUGAGCCAGUCAUCCCGGCGUAAUUCCUCCGAUCUCGACUCCGCAUCCCGCAGUGAAUCCAAUCUACUCACGACUUCCAUCUCCGCCACCGCUCUUCCUCCGGAGAAGGUGGUGACGACUACCGCACAUCCAAAAAGCGGGGUCCUUUCACGGCGAAGAGCAGUCGAGCUGGGGAAACGUUUCGCGGGUGCCAUCCCUGAUCGCGAGUUUUCUAUGGCCAGCUUGCAAGGUUAUCUAAUGAUGUAUAAAACACGCCCUGAAGAUGCUAUUACAGACGCACCGGCGUGGGUGGAGAAGGAGCGAGAAGCACGGAAAGCUCGUACCACAAGGCGGGAUGGAUCUCAUCCUUCGUUAUGA